Paramormyrops kingsleyae is the source of this 8863-nucleotide messenger RNA. It is a transcript of the gene gpr143, whose product is annotated as G protein-coupled receptor 143. Gene Ontology annotation, biological process: regulation of calcium-mediated signaling; G protein-coupled receptor signaling pathway; cell surface receptor signaling pathway. The record is from RefSeq and is a predicted model, not a curated record. Lineage: Eukaryota; Metazoa; Chordata; Actinopteri; Osteoglossiformes; Mormyridae. Gene Ontology annotation, cellular component: plasma membrane; melanosome membrane. Gene Ontology annotation, molecular function: L-tyrosine binding; L-DOPA binding; L-DOPA receptor activity.
AAUGCAUGUUGGAGGUGGGCUGAGUAAGAUAAGAGGCUUCUUGAGUUAAGAGAUUAAAUUCCUGACAACACUCUGGACUAAGGUCACAUUUUGGGAUGGUGUGUUAUCGAUUUCCCUCUGGUUUGCUGGGGCAACCUACUUAAGUCUUAGUUACAGCUUGUCUUCUCUGGCCACCUUCUCCCAACAUCCAGCAUGGAAACUUCAGAAUCAGAUGUAUUGGCUAAAUAUGUUAAGUCACACAAGGAAUUUGGUUCCGGCCGAUGGUCCCUCUCAAGUUUGACAGACAAUAUACAGAGAAUACACAAAAUACAAACCAUAAACGGAUUAAAUACAAGACAAAUUAUAUACACAAAGUGCCAACUGCAAAAUUAUCAUUACAUAUGGGAAAUUGUAUAAUACAGUAUAUGUAGAUGUGAAACAGUGUGUAAAGAGCGUGUCAAUCCAACACCAAAAUUUACCAUCAUACCGCAGAAGAGAUAAUAUAAGGACUCUGAAGUAACAGUCGUUCAACUGGUAACGCUUUGUUUUUAAAUCAUGCACUUGAAUUUUGCCUUGUGAAGGACUGGGACUGGAGUGCUAGUUUAAGGGAAGGUUUAGUGUUGGGUAUGACAAGGACUUCAAUAACUUCAAGAUUGGUCAUUUAAACUACAUUAAACUACAUCCCUAAAACCUCCUCAGUUUCAAUAUGUUACGUUACUGGAGUCUCACUCUGCCUUGCGGCGAUCAGAACCCGACGGCAUCAUGGCCAGGCAAACUACACGGCUGGUUGCCAAGGUGAUGUUCCUGAGCACAGCAGCCUUUGUGAUGGAGGUCUCUGCCCAUCUUAAUCCACCCUAUUCCAUGUAACUUUAUCGCUCAGAGGGCUCAGUCCAAACCCACCCUAUAGCACAGCCUACAUUCUGAUUUCCCUUGGCGUAGCAUAAGUGGGAGUAAUUGCAGGAUUACCAGCUGUUCUGUAUGCAAAAAGCCCAAUGAAAUUACAGGACUACUAUAGUCUUGCAAAUGAGAAAUUUUAAUUGCUGUUUUUGAAGAUAUUUAGCAUCUUCUCAUCACGUUGAUUGGUUUUUACUUGCCUUAGCCAAAAAUGCAGGCUGUGAACAUUUACUGAACAUUCUGGGGCUUCAGUACCUGUUUCAUAUUAGACCAUGUUUAAAUACACAUUUAUAACCUAUUUAUCUUCUAAAAAUGAGCCCAUUAGUAGUUUUCAAAUUGAUACAGAAGUGGCAUUGUCUUAAGCGUAUGUAUCUGAUUAUUGAAAUGGUGUGGUGUUUUGCAGUGUUGUUUUUAUGCCCCCUUGUGGCUCCCAGAUGAAAUGCCACCCAGAAUUAGUGGAAUUCCUGAGGAACCCGUGCUUUGUAAACACUGCUUGGCUUAUGAUACAUCUGAGCUGUAGCAUAAGCUGGAAAAUGAGCCCCAGUCAGCUCUUCAUUGCAGGUUUGUGUACCAUUUAUAUUUGAAUUGAGAAUGGCCCUGAAAUCCCAAUUCAAUUUGUGAAUUUGAACUGAAUUUGAAUUACGGCUGAAAACAGGAUGUACAAUUACAAUUCGAAUUUAAAUUUAAAGAAGUAGAAUUAAAAUGGAAUUGAAUUCAAACAAAUUCAUAUACAUAGUAUAGAUGCAGUGUUCAAUAAUACAGCUGAAUAUUUCCAUGUGAAUUACUUAAUGUUUUUUUCUGAUUGCUUAGGCAGUAUCUUUGAAACUAUAGGCUAUAACCUAACACCAAACUAGCAAAAUAUCAUGCAUCUCUUGAAAAAAGCAAUCAGUUCUUGCAAAACUCUUCAAACUCUGUGUUUUUGGGUCAAACCAUCAUUUAAAUUUGUACACAAAACAGCAUAAAUGAAAAACAUUUAUGGCUUUAGCUUUUCCUAUGCACAAGGCAUGACGAUUUGCAAAAAAGUGCUGUCAUCCAUGUAGCAAACACACAUACAUCAUCAUGUGAAGAAUGCAUUAUUAUGUUGCCACCACGUUGUUCCGGGACGUUGAUAAUGGUGAUGUUUCUGCCAAGGCCCCUUGUUUUUGCAAGUUUGAAUCCUGCCUUGUCCACACAGCAUAUACUGCAUCUGCUUCUAGCUCCAUGACUCUCUGAAAGGAACAAGACAAAACAGUAUAGCACAGUCCGAAAAGACAGGGAUCAGUCAAUAUGAUGUAGUAUCAUACACUUCCAGACACAAUACCAAUAAUAGGAUAGUAUAGCUUACCUGUACAUAUUCACAUCUCGGCUAUUUUACAUGGUCUGAGUUUCUUUCAAAAAAGAAAGACUCUGUAUAGCUCCUUCAUGCAAAUUCUGUUGCGUUUCCGUAGAUGAGAGACUCACUCUGUUGAUGCUUUAGAAUAUGGUGUUUUCUGCUAUUAUUUGGUCCUGCAGUUCUCUGAGUCUGAUGCAGUUAUUUGCAAUGACCACAUUUACAAUGUGGGUCUCCUGCUGUGGGGUGAACAAUCUAACACUCUUUCUUCAUUUCGGCCACCACCACUGUGUAACACCUACCUAGGUGAGCCAUUCUGCACCAGUACGCUCACCACACAGUAACUAAGGUGGCAAAGGGGCAGGAGAGAAUUCAUCAGUUAGAUAUAGGGGAUGAAUUGGAGGCCAGAUUUGAAAGGAUUACAAUGAGCAGUGUUAGCCAGGGGAUCAGGGUAUUACCCUCACUCUGUCAGAGGAUGCCCAGGGAUCCUUUAUGGCCUUAAAGAGUCAGGACACCUGGUUUUACAUCUCAGCCAAAUGAUGGCACCAUUUUUUACAGCACAGUGUCCCAUCACUGCACUGGGGCAUUAGGAUCCACACAGACCACAGGAUGGGCUUCCCUGUUGGCCAUAGUGCUCCCAUCACAGCACUGGGAUGCACACAAGCCACAGGAUGGGCUUCCCUGUUGGCCAUAGUGCUCCCAUCACAGCACUGGGAUGCACACAAGCCACAGGAUGGGCUUCCCUGUUGGCCACACCGACACCUCUCCCAGCAGCAGCCAGCUUUCUGAGCUGGUCUCCUCUCCAAGUACUAGCCAGGGCCAAACCUACUUAACUUCAGAUGUACUACCUACUCUGAACUGCAAGUGGUAUGACUGCUGAUGUUGUGUUGAAUUUCUUUGAAUUUAAAUUGAUUCAAUUAUUCUCCCUGUUGAUCCAAUUCAAAUUACUAGCCAAUAUAAAAAUGACUGCAGGCCAAUGAGUGCAUUGUGCUUUAGAGCACUUCCUGACAGUGAUGAUAUCCGGACAUCGGCAUGUUUUACUGACUGCAUGCUAUAUACAUGUGAUUGAUUAAUCGCAUUUCUGCACAUGCACAUUUAUCAAUAAAAAGGAAUGCCAUUGUUAACAGUCGGCACUAACUUGACUCAUCAGAAGGGACAUGUUCAAGCAGCGUCUGAUUUCUAAAACUACACGCAAGGCAAUGUUACUGAAGAAUUAAGCCCCAACAGUUCAGAUCUGGCCCAUCAGAGUGAGAAACAGCAUCUCUUCCAUGGUGAUUGUGCUCUUAUUCUGUUUUCUUAUUCUAUCAGCAAGAACUUAAUACUUCAUUACCACAUCAGUGCCUUGAUAUUUAAGGGCCUGUUAGUGUCCUCUCUGACACAAAGUCGAUGGUAACCCUGGUUACCACUAAUACCAGCUUAUGGAGGUGCCCUCAGUCAUCGCUGUACCACCAAUCAAAUCAAGCAAAGUUCCAGAAGAAAAUUUUCAUAAAGUAACUCAUUGCUUGAAUUUCCCUGAAUGAUUAAAAAAGCUGAAUAAUGACUCCAAGUGUGAAACAGAAUGAGUAAAUAUUUUAUUGUUAAAUUGUUUGGUUAUUGUUUGGUAACAUAAUGAAGAUGGUUUUGCAGUAAAUCAAUUUGUCAGGAACUGUGUGGGCUCAUCUUGUCUGUUUACAUGAUGUGCUGUCAAAGUGUCUCUACCAUAUAGGCUGCUGUCUGCCUGUUAUAAAUGUUAUAUUUGAACAUAUGCCUGUUUCCUGUGACAGAGGAACAUAUAUUUCUGCAGUUUCUUCUGGGAAAUUAUUGGGGUUUUUUUUGUAUAUAUAAACAAAUUUGAACCAGUGUGUCAUGAUACCAAUGUAAAUAUAAUAAUGAUUAUUAACAUUUUAAUUUUGAAAUGUCAUGUAGUAUUUUAUCCAUACCACCAGAUGGCGGAAUACUAAAGGAAAAUGUUAAAGAAGUUCAUGCUUCUGAUACUAAGUUACUGUUCCUCUGAACUGUCAAGGUGCACAAAACAUGUUUAUCAUUGCAUUAAAAGCUAAUGUGGUUGUAUUUGCCAUAUGUGUAGAAUUAGACAGUUACGGGUAAUAUUUUAUUUCCUGCAGUGUUUGGAGUUUUUCACUGGGGCAGAUGUAGGGCAGUUGAGCCUGGACGAAGGGGAUUAAAAAGAAGCACAUGAUGAUUUGUCCCGUGAUUUCACUAGGAACCCAGGCUAUAGGUUUAAUGAAUGGAUCCCCAUUCAGCUACUGAGACUGUGUAGAUAAUGGCAUCUCCGCGGCUGGAGGACUUCUGCUGCCCUAACAGGGAUUCCUCCACCGAAUUCAUAAUCAAUUUCCACUCCAUGCUUUUCAGUGCCAUUUGCAUCGGAAGCUCUGUCAUCAGCCUUGUUUUGUCCAUACUGCAGGUUUUGCCCAAACGAAGAGGCUAUAGGCGGUAUGGUCAAUAUUCUCUAUCUAAGCCGGCCUCGUCGUCGAGGAUAAUUUUCAUAAUCAGUGUGUGUGAUAUCUUGGGAUGCGCAGGUAUCAUCUUCAGGUCGUCUGUUUGGAUAAGCAUGCCUACGCUCAUAAGCAGGAUCUCUGUGCCAGAAAACACUGACAUUUGGCCGAAGGUGUUCUGUGUUGGGAGUGCGAUGUGGAUCCAGCUGUUCUAUAGUGCCUCCUUCUGGUGGACCUUCUGUUAUGCAGUGGAUGUCUACUUAGUUGUCAAACGGUCAGCUGGAAUCAGCACCAUCGUGCUGUAUCACAUGAUCACCUGGGGCUUGGCGGUAAUGCUGUGCAUCGAAGGAGUUGCCAUGCUGUACUACCCGUCUGUCUCCAGUUGUGAGGAUCGCCUGCUCCACGCCGUCCCCCAUUACAUCACAACCUACGCGCCUCUGCUGCUGGUGGUUCUCGUCAACCCUGUGCUGUUCAGCCGAACUGUGGCAGCGGUUACCUCGUUGCUGAAAGGUGGGCAAGGUAUCUACACCGAGAAUGAGAGGCGACUGGGAGGAGAGAUCCAAACGCGCUUCUUUAAGAUCAUGCUGGUUUUUUGCAUUUGCUGGCUGCCCAACAUUGUCAACGACAGCCUGCUCCUUUACCUGGAGAUGCAGACAGACAUCACAGCCAGCAGCCUGAAGAACAUCAGGAAUGCCACUCUCACCACAUGGUUCAUCAUGGGUAUCCUUAACCCCAUGCACGGCUUCCUAAACACUCUGGCCUUCCACGGCUGGACGGGCUUCAACGCAGAUUUCAGGUUCUGGCCUUGCAGGAGCGCUCCUUGGGAUUCGGCCUCAACAUCAGGGCUUGCUGGGGACACCUACAACCCCGUCCCAGUGCUGUACCAGAGUCACGUGCAGGAGACCAAGAAGAGCAUUGCCAGAAAUGGCCGUCGGCUCUCUGAAAGCAUCAACUUCCUUUCAGAAGGUAACUGGAGCCAGGGGAUCGGUGCAUUUUGCCCAUUUUACCAGGGACUGUGAGACCUGCUAUAGCUGGUCCUGGACAGCCUUGGUCAAAUGAUCUCUCAUUGGCAGUCUGGUUUUUAAUUAUGACCAUAUGAGGCCAUAAGCACAUCCAUCGUAAUACCUGUUAAUUUAUCCAUCAGUCAUAAUAUUCAAUAACAAGAAUGAGACACAUGAUGAAUACAUCAUAUGCAAUAAGACUAACUUUAUAGGGAAAUACUGCACGAUUUAUUUUCAUCCCCCCUGUGUACCAGUACUUACAAACAUGAAUUACAGAAACGGUGUUUCUCAUGUGAAUUUUGUGACGCCUGAACAGGUCUGCCAUUGUAACAUUCAUAUGUACAAUUACGUAACUUGUAACAUGAUUACCGAAACAAAUCUGAAAUCUCCUCAGAGAGACAAGAGUCAUUAAAAUGAGCAGCCAGAUAUUCAUUAUUGCAGCUGAAGCAGACAUUAGCGCUGCCUAUGCUAUGCGUGAUUAAAGCGUGAACAGGCUGCGGCCUAUGAGGGCUGCUCAGGCGAUACCUGCUCAUUCGAACUGGACAAGAGAAGCAAGGACAACAACCUGUAGCUCAGCCAAGUAGUGAUCCAAUCUGGCAUGGUCAUCUACUGACCCAGGCCCCUGGUUCCAGUUCUCAGUCCCAUAACAACUUGUGUGGGUCUCCAGUUCUUCACCUUGACCCAUCAGAACACAUUUAUUCAGAGGUGUGGAAGAGGAUCUCUAAUGCAUUCCACUCCCCUGAUUGGCCUGUAAACAAUAAUGCUGUAUACAGUAUCAUCUUCAGUACAAACACUGAGAUAGCUUUCCCAACCUAUUUUCCAGUUACUAUAUAUGUUGGUCAUAAGUACACAUUUUACAAACUACAUGCAAAAUAUAUACCAGUCAGCCAUAACAUUAAAACCACUGACAGGUUAAGUGAAUAACAUUGAUCAUCUCAUUACAAUGACACCUAUCAAGGGUGCCAUUAUAUAUUAAGCAAGUUAACAGUAGGGUCUUGAAGUUUAAGGGACUCUGACAAGAGCCAAACUGUGAUGGUUAGAUAAGUGGGUUAGGGCAUCUCCAAGAUGGCAGGUCUUGUGGGGUGCAGAGGUCAGCACCUACGACAAGUGGUCCAAGGAAGGUGAACUGACGACAGGAUCAUAGGUACCCAAUGGUCAAUGAUGCGUGUGGGGAAGGAAUGCUAACCCAUUUAGUUUGAUCCCACAGGAGAGUUACUGUAACACAAAUUAUUCAAAUGCUGGAUAUGACAGAAAGGUGUGAGAACAUACAGUGCAUUACACAUUGAUGCGUAUGGGGCUGUAUAGCCAGAGUGCGGUCAAAAUGCCCAUGCUGACCCGUGUGCACUGCCGAAAGCACCUACAAUGGGCACCUGAGCUUCAGAACUAGACCAUGGAGCAAUGAAAGAAGGUGGCCUGAUCUGAUCAGUCACGUGUACUGUGACAUGUGGACGGCUGGGUGUGUAUACAUCGUUUACCUGGGGAAGAGAUGGUACCAGGAUGCACUGUGAGAAGAAGGCAAGCCAGCAGAAGCAGUAUGAUGUUCUUGGCAAUGUUUUGGUGGGAAACCUUGGGUUCCUGGCAUUCAUGUGGAUGUCACUUUGAUAUGUACCACCUACCACACCGUCAUGGCAACGGUAUUCCCUGAUGCAGUGCCCUCUUUCAGGAGGAUUAUACACCCUGCCACACUGCAAGAAUUGUUCAGGAAUGGGUUGAGAACUUAAAAAGAAGUUCAAGAUGUUGAGUUGGCCUCAAAGUUCCCCAGAUCUUAAUCCAAUAAGCAUCUGUGGGAUGUGCUGGACAAAUCCAAUCCAUGGAGGCCCUACUUUGCAACUUACAGAACUUAAAGGAUCUGCUGCUAAUGUCUUAGUGCCAGAUACCACAUGACACCUACAGAGAUCUUAUGGAGUCUAUGCCUCAACAGGUCUGAGCUCUUUUGGUGGCAUGAAGUGGAUUAACACAGGCCAGCUGGUUUUAAUGUUAUGGCUGAUCAGUGUAAAGCGCAGCAUUGUUACUGAUGUACCUUUAAAGGGUCAUAGUGGGGAAAAAGCAGAACACAGGACCUUCUGGUAAGUUUUGAGCCCCAGUUGCAGCAGGGAUCUUGGGAAGUACAGUAUUAAUGUAAACCCUUCAGCCGCCGCGAGAAAUCAGGACAAAUAUUCCUGGGGCACACAAGGCAGUCCACAGCACAAGAGCUUGGAAUUUAAUCAUCAGUCUAUUAGUUCAUGUUCUCAAGUACAGUGCAGUUUUCAGAAGCGAGAAUUUCCCCAUUUUGGAUGUCUGCAGUAAAGCCCUUGAAAUAAUGUAACAAGAUCUCUCUCAUUAUUGACAUUCAAAACAUUCAGUGCAAUAGAGAACUACAUUGGUCAGAAAUAAAAUUUCCUUGCAACAGUAUUUAGAGUCCAACCAAAACAGCAGAAUUAAGAAUAAACUUUAGUAUAAAAUCACAAAGGAUGAGUAUUAUAAAUGCUACAAAAGUGUGAUAGGAGGAUUAAAGUGAUUUACCUUCUAAAUGGAGUCGCCCCCUUUAUCUCAUUAGGUUCAGAGUCUAGUACUAUUGAGAUCCACAUUUCCAGUGAGCUGUGAGGCUGUACGGGACUGCAGGGGGAGCCCUGCGAAAUGAUAAUGGGGGGAGAGAAGCGGCCCAGUCCUCCAGCAGCCCCCCCUUCCUGGCCUGGUCAUCAGCCACCCUCCUCUCAUCCCUAUGUGGCCCUCAUCGUUUCCACACAAAUCAGACCCAGGGCCAGAUUUCUUCAGUCUCUGUACCACAAAUUUCUGUUAUAUAUUUACGUUGUUACCAGAGUGAAAUCAAGACCAGCACAUACUUUCACAUAAAGCAGUUGUACUGAAAUGUCCCUUAGUGCUCACCUUCAAUACACUUUGCAGAUUUUGUCCAAUAGGUUUAGUUAUGCCUGGUUUGACGUGGAAUAAACCCUGUGUCUUUAUACAAUUUUUAGUUCUAAACCUAAUCAAGGGAAAUUCUAACAUCCAUUUUUUUUUUUUUUUACAAUGGCACCAUUUUGUCUUUAUAGAUAAAGGAUGAAAAUGUGAUCAGAAUAUUCCCAUGCUUGGAAUGUUUCCCCUUAGCAUGGGGACUGAAGUUAGUUUAUAUAAAAUCAAAUCAAAAUUACUAUGUGGUUCUACCUGCUUUUCUCCAAGUUUAAUAAGGAGGUUUGUAACCAACUUACCAUAUCACACCAGAGUUUACUUAAAAGGUGUAAUGAAAUAAAGCAACAUUUCUUCUCCAGUAA